GCCAAUUCCAAUCAUAAUCAUAACCAACAUGGUGGUGACUGGUGUUUGUCAAAGUGUUCGAUUUGUUGUUUAUGGCAAAGGGUGUGCGUGUAAAAUGAAUUAUUAAGAAUUAAAUUGUUUUUUACAUUUAGUAAAUAUGUUCGAGAGACUGUUACCAAUGAAAGACUGUCACUAAUGAAAACAUGGCUGCUAAAACUAUUCUUAAGUUUUUGUUUGUUUCAUUUUUGAUAAAGAAAGGUAUAACCUCCUCCUCCGACGACGCGGCGUCGACUGAAGAGGACACAGAUGACCUUCACGAGCAGAGCGUAGACGAGGGCAGCAAUCUGACCUUGAGAUGUCCUUCGCCGCUAGCAUCGACAGAUAGCAUAGUAGAGUGGAUCCGGGAGCGUCGCAACGAGCACAUGACUACUAGAGAGGACGGUACUCUCCAGCUGGUCAACCUCAAACGCCGCGACUCGGGAGUCUAUAACUGCUAUGUGAUAGAUGGGGCCGACAACUCGGUGAAACUGCAUCGACGGAUUUUGUUGCAUGUUCGCAGCGCCCCGCCACAGCUAGUCAACGUGACCGUUCACCCGUCGACGAUACUAGCGCUGCUGCGAUGGGACGUGGCUGAUUCGGGAGGCUACCCCAUCACCCACUUUACGGCCCAAUACAGGCUGGCCCACACCACACCCGGGCAUCCGCCGGACAUCUGGCAUCCUGUCAAACCGCCCCGUAUCAGUGCCUCUGCCACGCAGAUAGACAUCUACCAGUUGGAGCCGAACUCUACAUAUCAGUUUCAAGUUUGGGCCAACAAUAAGCUAGGCAUGGGUGAGGUGGUCAUGCUAGAAGGGUGCACACAUCAUGAUAAUCAGGAAAUAGAACUAGGACGCCACCUUCUGGAGGGCGCCGAGACGUUUGACACGCGCGUGUGGGUGGUCGCCGUGGCAGUGGUGAUGGGCACACUGCUUGUGCUUGCACUUGGCACCUGCUAUGCGCUCUACACUGAAUGUCGCACGCGUCCGCACGUGCCACUGAGCAAGCGCUACCUCAGGAUCCCCACCACCUCCUCGACUACCAACCACUCGUCUGCAUCCACCUCCACCUACUCGUGUCUCAUGCACCCCGACGACCAGGAAACAAUGGAACUUGUGCCCAACAUAAUCCUGAAUCCCGGUUACCAUGAAGACCGACAAACAGAAUGGAUCGAGCCGGACGAGAACUGCAACGACACGACAACGAUACGACUCAACAACAACAGUGUCGUACAGCCGAUGACGUAUCGGGUCUGACAAGGCGCCUCUAAACUGGCCUGCGACAUGUCGCGCGACAAAAUGCUGCAAGGAGACAUGCUGCUGCGACAAAAUGUUGCACGGAAACAUUUUGCAGCAGGGGAAUGUUACACGGAAACAUGCUGCAGCGACAAAAUGUUGCAGCGACAAAUUGUUUCACGGAAACAUGUUUCAGCGAUAAAAUGUUGCAUGGAAACAUGUUGCAGCGACAAAAUGUUGCAUGGAAACAUGUUUCAGCGAUAAAAUGUUGCAUGGAAACAUGUUGCAGCGACAAAAUGUUGCAUGGAAACAUGCUUCAGCGACAAAAUGUUGCAUGGAAACAUGUUUCAGCGACAAAAUGUUGCAUGGAAACAUGUUGCAGCGACAAAAUGUUGCAUGGAAACAUGUUUCAGCGAUAAAAUGUUGCAAGGAAACAUGUUGCAGCGACAAAAUGUUGCAUGGAAACAUGUUGCAGCGACAAAAUGUUGCAGCGUCAAAAUAAGUCACCACUAGCGCCUAAGUCAUCACAGCUAUAACCAUGUCAACGCCAAUCUACACUGCAACACAGCGACAACAUUUUCAGAUAAGCUUUACUAUGUUGAUUAACCAUUGUUGUUCUUAUUGAUGAAAUAGCUUAGCUAUAAAACACUUAUCGGGCUACUUUUAAAUUAAUAAAACAAAUUAAAAUCUUAUAGCACCCUUUAUUUAAAAAAAAAAUUUA
Molecule: messenger RNA, 1971 nt
Organism: Nilaparvata lugens (brown planthopper)
Lineage: Eukaryota; Metazoa; Arthropoda; Insecta; Hemiptera; Delphacidae
Exons: 6
Coding region: 183-1271 (362 amino acids)
Cellular component (GO): neuron projection
Molecular function (GO): protein binding
Source: RefSeq, a predicted model, not a curated record